AUGUUCUCGUUGACACAAAGCCAGUUCGUUCUGGGCGGAGUUUUCGUCCUGGUUCUCGCUGUGGCUCAGACAUUCUUACAUGUCAGGAAAAGGUCCAAGUUGCCGCCGGGACCGGUUGGAUUGCCAAUUCUCGGGAACAUCGCUUCGCUGCCACCUGCAGGACAACCAGAGUUCAGACAUUGGCUGUCAUUCAAGGAGAAAUAUGGUCCGAUUUCUAGCAUCACCGUCAUGGGUCAGACCAUUGUCAUGGUCAAUGAUCUUGACGUCGCCACAGAGCUCCUUGAUAAGCGAGCGACAAAGUACUCCAGCCGGCCGCAAAUGUUCUUCGCAACCGUCACGUGCAAGCUGAAGGAGUGGCCUGGAUUCCAGCCAAACAUUCCAGAACUGCGGGAAACAAGAAAAGACAUCCAUAGUGUUGCAGGCACGACCAACGCACUGAGGAGAGCAGUAGUCUUCCAGGACGAGGAGAUAACCAAGUUUAUCGUUCGCUGCGCGAAGGACCCGGAUUCUUGGAGAGAGAACCUGUCGAAGACCUUUUCGGCUAUUGUCCUGUGGAUAGGAUAUGGCUAUAGAGCAGAACCUGAAGGGUUGGAUCCACUUACAUCCAUCAACAAAGACUCUAUCAGAGCUUUCAACCUGUGCACGGUCGCUGGAAAAUGGGCUGUUGACAUUUUCAACUGGAUGCAUUAUAUUCCGGAAUGGGCGCCUGGCGGCGGAUUCAAGAAGACUGGAAGGAAGUAUGAACGAGCCAUGGUAGAUGCGCCAGCCAUAUCUGUGCGCUUCACCGCGGACCGGGUAGCACAGGGGCGAAGCGAGCCGUGUUUGAUGUCCGAUCUCUUGACGAAGCACAAAGAGAUCUCAAAGGAAGAGUACUUUCGUCUGAACAAAGUUGGUGCUUCACUGACCGGCGGGGGAGCAGAGACAACUGUUGCCACUCUCUGUUGGUUCUUUGGAUUCAUGCUGAGUCGUCCCGAGAUCCAGCGCAAGGCGCAGGAAGAGAUCGACAGAGUCCUCGGUGACCGAAUUCCAACUCUAGAAGACAGACCGCAACUUCCAUAUGUCAACGCCAUCUGGAAGGAGGUUCGACGACACUCGCCAACUGGACCCCUAGCAAUUCCUCAUGCCACCUCUGAGGAUGACUGGUACGAGGGCAUGUAUAUUCCGAAGGGUGCCAUGAUCAUUCCCAAUGUCUGGGCCUUCUCGAAUGACCCUGCGGUCUAUCGCAAUCCAAGAGAAUUCAAUCCGGAGAGAUUCUUGGGUCCCAACCCGGAGCAGGAGCCAGAAAAGGCUGGAGCGUUUGGUUUCGGCCGCAGAGUCUGUCCAGGCAAAGCCCUCGCGGAUCAAGGAGGCUGGUUGUUCAUGGCCAAAGCUCUCUCCAUGCUCUCCGUCGUCCCACCUGAAGGAGUCGAGCUGGACAGAACGGCAUCGUUUCCGACACCAAAGGAUGGCUUGACAAGUUUCCCAAAUCUUGCACCACUGAGAUUGGUGCCUCGGACUGAGAAGCACGCUGAACGCCUGGAGACGAUCGGAGAGAAAUACAAGGGUGAGAAGGGCGACGGUGCUGAAGCAAUGAAGAUCUGUGAAGAAUAUAAAUGGAAGUUCGAGGACAUGGAUUGA
Messenger RNA from Cyphellophora attinorum, 1617 nucleotides. RefSeq names its product O-methylsterigmatocystin oxido. NCBI's taxonomy places the organism in Eukaryota, Fungi, Ascomycota, Eurotiomycetes, Chaetothyriales, Cyphellophoraceae. Gene Ontology annotation, molecular function: iron ion binding; heme binding; oxidoreductase activity, acting on paired donors, with incorporation or reduction of molecular oxygen. The transcript is spliced from 3 exons. The record is from RefSeq and is a predicted model, not a curated record. Bases 1 to 1617 code for a protein of 538 amino acids.